UUCAGUGAGGGAAGGAGAGAGACUCGCCUGCACAGAGAGGCGCGGAGCCGGAGCGGAGAGCAUCAAGCAGACCGCAUCCUGAACCAGCGCAGGACUCGGGAAAGUAACACAAACUCUGACGCACCUAUAGGACGCGUUAGUGCGGGGACUGUGUUGGUAUUUGGACGUAAAAUGAAAGGUUUACCUGUCUCUUUAUUGGAUCUGGAGUCCAAUUUGCGGCGGCUUUGACAGAGGAAUUGCGCAUGCAGAGUGGGCUUUCGAACCGAACUUGACUUGGACAUCCAGGAUCCCCAAACCACCUUAAACCUUCCCCCCCACCCCCGCUGGACAUCAUCAAGCUCAACGAUCACCACCAUCAUGGAUGAAGAGCAGUGCUACUACAACGAGACCAUUGCCUUCUUCUACAACCGCAGUGAAAAGCACCUGGCUACCACCUGGAACACCGUGAGCAGGCUGAUGGGUCUGGGCAUCACUGUGUGCAUCUUCAUCAUGCUCGCCAACCUUCUGGUAAUGGUCGCCAUCUACAUCAACAGGAGAUUCCACUUCCCAAUCUACUACCUGAUGGCCAACCUGGCGGCUGCUGACUUUUUUGCUGGACUGGCCUACUUGUACUUAAUGUUCAACACAGGACCAAACACAAGGUGGCUGAGUGUUUCAACAUGGCUGUUGCGUCAAGGCUUGAUCGAUACCAGUCUUACAGCUUCGGUGGCCAACCUGCUUGCCAUCGCCAUAGAGCGUCACAUCACUGUCUUCCGCAUGCAGCUACAUACGCGUAUGAGCAACCGACGUGUAGUGGUGGUGAUCGUUAUAAUCUGGACUAUGUCCAUAGUGAUGGGGGCAAUCCCCAGUUUGGGCUGGAACUGUAUCUGCGCCCUGCAAAGUUGCUCCAGUAUGGCACCGCUUUACAGCAACUCCUACUUGAUCUUCUGGGCAGUGUUUAACCUGGUGACGUUUGUGAUGGUGACUCUUUAUGCCCACAUUUUUGUCUAUGUGCGACAGAGAACCAUGAGGAUGUCGCGGCACAGCUCUGGCCCACGACGCAACCGAGACACAAUGAUGUCUCUGCUCAAAACUGUGGUCAUUGUGUUGGGUGCCUUUAUAAUCUGUUGGACCCCAGGCUUAGUCCUCAUACUUCUCGAUGUCUUCUGCUCCAGCUGCACCGUCCUCAACUAUGAGAAGUUCUUCCUGCUCCUUGCCGAGUUCAACUCGGCUAUGAAUCCUAUCAUCUACUCAUACCGGGACAAGGAGAUGAGCGCCACCUUCAAGCAGAUCUUGUGCUGCCAGCGGCAGGAGAACGUCAAUGGGGCGGUGGUGGACGGAUCCGACCGCUCGGCGUCUUCAGUCAACCACACGGUCCUGGGCGCUGGCGGCGUCCAUCACCAUCACAAUGAGCACUCGGUGGUUUGAAAUGAAUGCAAAAAGGAAGCCUGAAAGUUGUAGCUGUUCUGCCUGAGACUAGGUAAAUACGAAACGAGGGAUGUGAAUGUGACAGAUCAUAGACUGCUCUUUGAAUUUACAAACAGAUGACACAAACUGAUCAACAUGAUGGAGAGAUCAAUGAAGAAACGACAAAAAAAGAAGAAUGGAAGUAAAAAGAAUGAUGGAAAAACCAAAUGAAGGAAGAGGGGAAGUCUAAUGUUCGGGGACUCUGACUGGGUGUUCGUAUUUUUGUUUAGCAGUAUGUUGUUUUUCUGUGUUAAAGGUGAUUUUUUUUUUUUCUUUUUUACAAGCAAAGAUGAUAUGAAUUAUUUAAGUAAUCUGUGAAAUGGUAAUGCCAGUAUAACCAUUCAGUUUGUUUAACUUUGGAACUUCUACAAUUCAAGACACACAGAGACUAAACUGUUGAGACCCAUUUUCAUGUUACCUUUCCCUAUAACUGAGGCAUGAGCAAACUCCUCAUAGAUUCACCACCAUUCUGGUUUCUGAACAGAAGCUGCUUUAUGAUUAUGUCAUGUGAUGGAGCAGAUGGACUGUAUGGUGAAUGAUUAAAGUAUCAACUUCACAAAUCAUCAGUUUAAAUCUUUGAUCAUUUUCAGAAAGUCUUAAAGAAGUCUAGCAUCUGUGAGAUUAGAUUAAAAUUCACAAUUUUACCAAAAGAAGACUUUAUUUUUUUUUUAGUCCUAUUACACAGUUUUGAUUAGUCCGAUAUAUUUGUUGCAUUGAUUAGCUGAAGACUCCAGAGAAAAAUAUAGUUUUUAUUUGUAGAACCAGCAGAGUGAAUUUAGAGGCAUUUGUAUCCAUUUGCUGCCAUUUUGCUUUUUUUCAUUUCUGUCUUCAUAAGCCGUUGCAUAAAAUUUUAUUUCUUUGCUGGCAAGUAAUGACCAAAUAUUUUCAUAAGGAAUAUAAAUAUUAGCAUAUAUUUCCCCACUGUCUGACAAUAAACCAGACUUUGAUUUUUCCUACUUAUGUCAGUUAGAAUUACCAAAAUUUCUUAUUCCAGUAUUUGGCAAAUGGUAAAAAUUGUAUGAUUAUUUCAGAUUUAUCACAGUUCUUGUUCAGACAGUGUCAAAAUGUAUAUAUUUUUCUUUUUACUACGCUGGCCUUACAACCACAGUGUAGAAAGAUUCAGUUGUGUGUGUUUCUUUAUGCUAGUUAUGAAGACAUUAAGAGAUUGUUUAAGAGAUUCCACUGCUUUGCAGUAAAAUGCAGUGACAAGUUAAUAUCUUAAAUGGCAACAAAUUAGUAAAUGUGCUCAGUAGGCUAAAUCAUUAGAACUGUUCUGAUGUGUGGUUUUUUUUUACCUCUACAGAUAAACAUUGCUAUUCUCCUAGUGUUUUUUUAAUCUGAUUUAACCUACUGGUCUGUAUAUUUUAAAGAAAUAUCGGCUACUCCAAUGCCUACAACUUGCUUAUUCCAACUUAUAGGUAGAAUUUUACUUUACCAAAGCUUUCACAUUUUUUUUGAUCAUCUGUUUAGAAACAAACUGAAGAUGAUGCUGAGAUGAAGCUCUGCUUGAGCGUUUGUCUCAACAUGACAGCAGGUCGAGUGAAAUAAAUGAGCUUAAACAAAUUUUCUCUCAGACAAAAAUGUUGACAAACUUCUCAGAAAAUGGAAGGCUUAUAAAGUCACCUACUGGCAGAGUAGAAGCAUGACUAAGACUCUGCAGUCAUGCUCGGAGCUGUGUCACUUACUUCAGACAGAGCGGUGCUGAGAAUGUGCCACUAGCAGACCCAAUAAAAUCCCAGUCACACAUAGUUCUGAUGAGCAAUUUCCUCAAAGGUCUGCUAUUUCAAGAUGAGUUGCAGUUGGUUAGUGUCGCAAACGUAUGCCAGGCUUAAACAAAAUCCAUUUCACCUUUCUGUGAUAAUGUAUGUUCUAAUCAUGGUCUUAGCAACUGUUCCUCCAGGGGACGACAAGCUUGUGUUAAAUACUCUGAAGUUACAAGAAAGGAAAUUCCCUGAACUUUUACUGCAACAUUAUUACUAAUCACAUAAGCAAGGUCACAUGUAUAUAAAAGUAUGUAGUUUGGUUAAGUAGCAGCAGAUGAGAUGACGAACUCUGCUUGACAUCCUUUUACAGUAUUCAUCAAACUAAUUUGUUAAAUUUGUGAAAUACACUAAUUAUUGUCAAAGUUCUGACUUUACAUUGAUAUCUUGCGCUAGACUCUUGGAUUGAGAAAGUAAAAUAGUCAUUUGUUAGUCUUUUAGCAUUACUAAAAAUAGACCAUGAGUACAUUUGUUUUCGAAAGAUACGGAGACUGAAUCAAAAGAGGGUCCAGUGAAAAUGAAUUGGUGAAUAGGAGAGAAGGUUUUUUUUUUCUUCAUUUUAUUUGUUUUUUGCAACUGUUCUGCAUCAGGUACAUUUUGAAGCAUUGAAAUGAUUCCUAAAUAGAGUCAGCUACGCCACAUUUUGUUUAGUAAAAACUCAUGUAUGUCUGUUUCAAAAAGAAUGGGUUUAUUUUCCCCUUCACCAAUCUGUUACCACAGAUAAAUUAUGGAGCCCAGAAUGUUUGUUACUUUCAAGACUUCUUUUGCUUUUGCCAUUUCUCACGCCUGAACAAUUCAGAUCAUUAAUUUCAAACAAAGAUAACCUGACUAAAUACAAGAAAUAUCUUCAUAUAAUAAUUUUAUGUAUUGUUAAUUGUAUCUAAGCCAAUCUGACCCUAAUUGUAAUGACCAACAUCGUGAAUGCAUUUUAACCCUCUCUCCUCUACUGUUUUUUUUUUGUUUGUUUGUUUGUUUUUUGUUUUUGUUGGGGUUUUUUUCAUCUCACUGGAGACUGAAAAAAUAAUUUUAGAGCAUAAACAUUUUUGGUAAUGCUGAAAGAUUAUAUACAUGAAAAUUUAACAUAGCUUGUAUAAAGAUUUUGUGGUUUAACUGUAAUCUAAACUUCUAAAAUAUAAAUUAAAUAAUAGCAGCAUGCUGUACCAACACAAAGUAUUACACAACUAAUACUAAUGUACAAACUUGAUUUUAUGAAAUUUCAGUUCAACAUGUCCAUGAAACCAACAUGAUUUUUAAUUUCCUUUACUAAGCUAAACAGUAACAUUCCACUGAUCAGUUGAAGUUUCCCAUAUUUAGUCAACAUGUGAUGUUUAAAGACUUCAAAUCUAUGUUGCCAAUUUAUUUCAGUGUAGAUUAUUUUCUUUCAGGUGAAUUAAAGAUGAAGCACUGCUGUGAAUUGCACCUUACUCAAAGCUGUCAAGUUGUUUUUUUUUUCAUCUUUUGGUCAUGUCAAGAUGACUGUUUUGGUGCUUUUUUUAGUCUGAUUGUUUUUACACAUUUAAAAGGGAGAUUUUAAAAAUGCCUUGUCUUUUUAAAUAAAAACGAAUUCUAAAACUGUCCCUACCUGUUCAUCUGGACACUGGUUUGCGCUCUUCACUUCAGUAACUGCAUACCUGCUGUCAUCCUUCACGUUCACAACAUUUUUUCUGACUAAUGAAUUAUUCAGCUUAUUAUAGCUAACCAAAUAAACUGUCAUUGCUUGUCUCCUUACUAUUGUGUCAUCUUUGCAUACUCUUGUAAGUAUAAUUGUACAGUUAUAUCUUAAAUAUGUUAUUUCAAAAUUAAUUGCAAAAAAGUGAAACGUGAAACAAGAUGUGCCUCAUUUGUAGUCUUGUGGUGAAUCAGUGUUUAUUGUGGCCUUUUACUGCUGUUGUUUGGCACAGCUAGCUUGCAUAGCAUGUCUUACCAAGUGCAUUUCCCAUAUGCAGGUCUUUUUUUUUUCUUUUUUUUAACAAAAAACAUGACUUUACAACCUAAAAAAUGGCAAACCUGUCUAUACCCGUAGUUGUAGUGUGUAAAUGUGACACAGAAAUGGUUUUCCAAUAUCAAACAUCAUUGCCAAUGAAUAUACACCAAAAGCAAUUGUGUUAUUUCAAAAACAAUAAAACAAGACAUUAGAAGCA
This is a messenger RNA of Poeciliopsis prolifica (blackstripe livebearer), 5347 nucleotides long. RefSeq names its product lysophosphatidic acid receptor 1 (gene lpar1). The record is from RefSeq and is a predicted model, not a curated record. Gene Ontology annotation, cellular component: membrane. Gene Ontology annotation, biological process: neurogenesis; phospholipase C-activating G protein-coupled receptor signaling pathway. Lineage: Eukaryota; Metazoa; Chordata; Actinopteri; Cyprinodontiformes; Poeciliidae. Gene Ontology annotation, molecular function: lysophosphatidic acid receptor activity.